GGUGGGUGCAGCGCAUUGACCCAGCGUGCAGGGCCAUCGCUGGGCACCCCACCCCCGCUCUCCCCGCGCCGCCUACAGAGCGAGUGACAAGGCGCCCUCCGGGCUCGGGAGCGGUGGCGCUGAACAAUCCCCGGCAGGGCUCGACUCGCCGCCGGUGACAUCACUCCCAAAGAUACUCCCCGCUCUCAGUGCCUGCCUUCUCAAGGUGUCCGUCCGUUUCCUUCCAUCAGCUGCUGGAGAGGGCUCUGCCGUGGACAGAGCCGGGCACCGAGGAGCGACAGGACCUGGAGGAGGAGGGAGAGCGAAGGCGGCGAGGGAAGGAGGACCCCGGCCGGCGACAGAAUGAAAUUCAGCCCAGCGCACUACUUGCUGCCUCUCCUGCCCGCGCUGGUCCUCAGCACCAGACAGGACUACGAAGAGCUAGAAAAGCAGCUGAAAGAAGUCUUUAAGGAGCGAAGCACCAUCCUCCGUCAGCUGACAAAGACAUCAAGAGAACUUGAUGGAAUUAAAGUCAACCUCCAGUCUUUGAAAAAUGAUGAGAAAUCUGCCAAAACUGAUGUUCAGAAGCUUCUAGAAAUAGGUCAGAAACAAAGAGAACAAAUGAAGUCUCUCCAGGAGGCCCUGCAAAAUCAACUUAAAGAGACAUCUGAGAAAGCAGAAAAACAACAGGCUACUAUUAAUUUUUUGAAGACUGAAGUGGAAAGAAAGAGCAAAAUGAUCCGAGAUCUUCAGAAUGAGAAUAAAAGCUUGAAAAACAAACUCUUGUCUGGAAACAAGCUAUGUGGCAUCCGUGCAGAAGAGUCAAAAAAAAUCCAAGCCCAGCUGAAGGAGCUUCGCUAUGGAAAGAAGGAUUUAUUAUUUAAGGCCCAACAGCUUACUGAUCUGGAACAAAAAUUAGCUGUGGCCAGAAAUGCUUUGGAAAAAGCAGCUCUUGACCGGGAGUCACAACUGAAAGCAAUGAAAGAGACUGUAAAACUCUGCCUGUCAACUGUUUUCAGUGAUCAACCGUCCCCGCUGAGUCUAAUCAGGUCAAAUCCAACUCAGAUGUCAAUUCCACCCAGGACAAUUGACACUAAGAUUCCAGAUGCAAGGACCAAAAGCAAGGCUCAACAAAGCACUCCUGGAAACAAUGAGAGCUCUCAAGUUGUGACAACAAAGGAAGAAAAUCUGAAAAUCCCUGAGUGCAAUUCAGAAAAUCAGGUUUUACAGGAGGAUGGGACCUGUUUAAUGAAGCAUAAAGAAAAUCCCCCAAGAAAUGACACUGCAGAACCAGAGCCUACCCCGCAGAAAUUGCAAAUGCCUCCUUGUACUGAAUGUGAAGUGGAAAAAACCCAAGAAAACCAAUUGACCCGCUUUGAAGGGAGGGUAACUAGAGAAGAAAAAAUACUGUAAAUGUCAAGAAACUGUGUUGAAAAAAAAAUCAUUUACUAUUGUCUUCAUACCCUUUUUAGACCACAGGCUUGAUGGAAAUACUAAGUUUUUAAAGCAUGCAUCUUUUUCACAAUUUUAUGUACUUUAUAAUCUGCAAAUUUUCCAAAAGAUUACACUCUGAUUAUGAUCCUCAAGCAAUAACCUAAUUAAAAAAGCUAUCAUAAACCAUCAUUGUCAUCAGUAAAUUGCCCGGUAUCAAUUGGUCUGUUUUGAACUCAAAUGCAAUAUAACAUUUAAUUGUUAUGGUUCAUUUGAGUAUCUAGGACUACUGUGAUCUAGUUUGCGAAAUCAGCUGGAGGAUGAGAAUAUGUUUUGGAUCUUUAGCAUUCUUAGAAUCCAAAUCUCAAUUAUAUUAUAAAGAUUCUGGCCCAUACUGGCCAAUUAGCUGAGAUGUAUAUCUAUAUCUAUAUAUCUAUAUCUAGAUAUAGAUAGAUGGAUAGAGAGAUA
Messenger RNA from Rhinolophus ferrumequinum (greater horseshoe bat), 1878 nucleotides. It is a transcript of the gene LUZP2, whose product is annotated as leucine zipper protein 2. The transcript is spliced from 12 exons. NCBI's taxonomy places the organism in Eukaryota, Metazoa, Chordata, Mammalia, Chiroptera, Rhinolophidae. Bases 343 to 1392 code for a protein of 349 amino acids. The record is from RefSeq and is a predicted model, not a curated record.